This is a messenger RNA of Lymnaea stagnalis (great pond snail), 10712 nucleotides long. Lineage: Eukaryota; Metazoa; Mollusca; Gastropoda; Lymnaeidae. The record is from the annotation of a GenBank genome assembly.
ACCCGUCAUGUCCAGCACACAGAAGAGCUCUGAGAUUGGUGAUUAUGUCGACACAACCCUUGUUUCUGGCCACCAUCAGCAGGACGUCGUGAGAAGACACAAACUGGAGGAGGCGGGGAGCAGCACAGAGGAAUGCGAUAGGAACAAUAACCACAGCAGCGAUGAUGGCAGUCAGAUUAAAACAGAUGGAGUAGCUGCCCCUCAUCAGUCUAAACAGAACGGGAAGAAACCUAUCAAAUCCCAAUUGAUCACGUCAAAGUCAGGCAGACGAUCGGCAAGGGCCUUAGAAUUUGACAAACUGGAGCGAGCCGGUGUAGAUCAGGAAUUCCUGCGACGUUAUAAAAAGGUUUGUUUUGUUUAUAGGAACAUAGUUUUAGGUUUUAUAGGAACAUAGUUUGGCUUCAAGCGUAGACUUCAUGGUAGUUUCAAAUAUUGGAAAAAAUUCCUGUAAAUUUCUAGAUGUUGCUCGCACUAUUUUUCUCUAUAACGGAGGUCGAAGUUAUUAUUAUUUUUUCUUCAACGUACAAUUCAAAAAAAUAUUUUAAGUCAUACAACAUCACCUGGAGGUUUGUCCACGGAUAUCUUAAAUGGGUUUUCAUUUGAUAAGCCAAAAAUUUUAAUUAUAUCAGAGCUUAAAUAAUAAUUUUUGUCAAUCUUAUGUUUCAUUACCAAAAAUAUAUCUUUAUAGAACUCUCAUCGUCACGCUUAUGUUGUAGAUCAAUUACUAGACAUGUGACGAUUGGGAAUGUUGCAUUGCAAGACGUCAAUUCAGGAGAAUGUAGGAAUAUGUUACUCAACAUGUGAACACACUUGGGUUAAAAUAUACAUACAUAAAUAUAUAUAAAGAUUUAUUGCCUAUGUGCCAUCUUCAAUACAACCUAUCAAUAUAUAUAUAGAUUAUCCUGAACAACUUUUAGGAUCAUAUUCAGCACAGGCCAGGCCAUAGAAACAGAAUCUGCCAAAAGAUCCGCCUGGUUGAAAUAUUUCUGUUCUAUAUAGGUCAUAUUUAUUAAAACACUAUAUGCAGAACAAUACUACAGAACUAACUCCCCCUACAUCGCACAAAGUAUUUAACCACCCUCUAUCUGCCCUCCCCCACUUACACACACACUCAUGCAAGACUUGUAUCCUAAGCUGACUUGAACUCCGCAUGUUUUAUUGUGGUGAGAUGAGCCCCACCAUGGUGAGAUGAGACCCACCAUGGUGAGAUGAGACCCACCGUGGUGAGAUGAGACCCACCAUGACUCUCCUUUUUUUCCCAACUUUCUGCAAUCUUCACAUCUUGAUCAAAAGAGCUCACUACAAGAAAACAUUAACUCAUGAUUCCAUGACCUUGGCACUUAGCAUUAAUUCAUUUUUUUAACUAAUGAAAAAUUGUCAGGGUUUUUGUUGCUUUUGUUUAAUUUAAACAAGUGUUUAACCGGAUGCAAUUUAAACAAGGGGUUAACCAGGUGCAAUUUAAACAAGUGGUUAACCGGCUGCAAUUUAAACAAGUGGUUAACCGGGUGCAAUUUAAACAAGGGGUUAACCAGGUGCAAUUUAAACAAGUGGUUAACCGGGUGCAAUUUAAACAAGUGGUUAACCGGACGCAAUUUAAACAAGUGCUUACCCAAGUGCUUACCCGGUUGCAAUUUUUUUAAACAGGGUCAGGGUAUUUUGAGAAAAUACCCGAUGGGUCCAAAAAUAGUUAACUUCUCAUUUUCUAUAAAUAAAGUGGCAUACAGACAAUCCUACACCCUAACCUGCCAGCCUUUAAACAAUAGACCUACCGACAGUCCUACACCCUACCGCUGGCCUUUAAACAAUAGACCUACCGACAGUCCUGCACCCUACCUGCCCGCCUUUAAACUAUAGCCCUACCGACAGUUCUACACCCUACCCGCUGGCCUUCAAACAAAGGCCUACAGACAGUCCCAUACCAUACCAAUUUAUAAAAGAUAUUUAGAUGGAGACAACGAUGGGGAGAACAUAGCAUGAAAUGGAGAGAAGAUACAAUAAGAUGGAGAGAAGAUGCAAUAAGAUGGAGAGAAGAUGCAAUAAGAUGGAGAGAAGAUGCAAUAAGAUGGAGAGAAGAUACAAUAAGAUGGAGAGAAGAUGCAAUAAGAUGGAGAGAAGAUACAAUAAGAUGGAGAGAAGAUACAAUAAGAAGGAGAGAAGAUACAAUAAGAUGGAGAGAAGAUACAAUAAGAUGGAGAGAAGAUACAAUAAGAUGGAGAGAAGAUACAAUAAGAUGGAGAGAAGAUACAAUAAGAUGGAGAGAAGAUACAAUAAGAUGGAGAGAGCAAAAGAUAAUACAGAAGUAAGGCAUUUCCAAAGCCAAUUUCACAUUUUUUUCUUCUGUAAUGGUUGACAAGAUGCACCUGGAUGGUGAAGUGGACUUCUGUAAUGGUUGACAAGAUGCACCUGGAUGGUGAAGUGGACUUCUGUACUGGUUGACAAGAUGCCCCUGGAUGGUGAAGUGGACUUCUGUAAUGGUUGACAAGAUGCACCUGGAUGGUGAAGUGGACUUCUGUAAUGGUUGACAAGAUGCACCUGGAUGGUGAAGUGGACUUCUGUAAUGGUUGACAAGAUGCACUUGGAUGGCGAAGGGCAAAAUUUGUGGCGAUUGAUUCAAAUAUAUUUUGUCAAAAGAACAAAAAAACUUUUAUUCAGCUAUAGUUUAUAUCUUAAAUUUUAAACCUUUUCUUAAUCAAGUCAUCCAUGAUGGAGUAUGACUUUUAAACUUGACCCAUCCAUGAUGGAUUAUAAAUUUUAAACUUGAGCCAUCCAUAAUGGAUUAUGACUUUUAAACUUGAGCCAUCCAUGAUGGAUUAUGACUUUUAAACUUGAACUGUUGUACAGAUGAGCCCUUCAGAAAGAAAACAAGAACUCCUCAGACAACGCUCCAUGUUGCUUGAGGAACAGAAGAGGUUGAAGCUACUCUUGGCAGCACAGGAGGCCCAGCUCAAGGUACUUGGGUUAGAUCCUUUAGAUAGAACACAGGAGGCCCAGCUCAAGGUACUUGGGUUAGAUCCUUUAGAUAGAACACAGGAGGCCCAGCUCAAGGUACUUGGGUUAGAUCCUUUAGAUAGAACACAGGAGGCCUAGCUCAAGGUACUUGGGCUUAGAUCUUUUAGUCAUAAUGUUAGUGAACAAAUAUAAUCUUAGUUGUCAAAUAUAAUGUUAAUGGCCAAAUAUAAUGUUAGUGGCCAAAUAUAUUGCUAAUGGCCACACAUUAUAUUAAUUGCCAAAUAUUGUGACUUGUCUUGUAGUUACUGUGCUUAUAUCAACUUGUCUUGUAGUUGCUGUGCUUAUAUCAACUUGUCUUGUAGUUACUGUGCUUUUAUCAACUUGUUUUGUAGUUACUGUGCUUAUAUCAACUUGUCUUGUAGUUGCUGUGCUUAUAUCAACUUGUUUUGUAGUUACUGGGCUUAUAUCAACUUGUCUUGUAGUUGCUGUGCUUAUAUCAACUUGUUUUGUAGUUACUGUGCUUAUAUCAACUUGUCUUGUAGUUACUGUGCUUAUAUCAACUUGUUUUGUAGUUACUGUGCUUAUAUCAACAUGUCUUGUAGUUACUGUGCUUAUAUCAACUUGUCUUGUAGUUGCUGUGCUUAUAUCAACUUGUCUUAUAGUUACUGUGCUUAUAUCAACUUGUCUUGUAGUUCCUGUGCUUAUAUCAACUUGUCUUGUAGUUACUGUGCUUAUAUCAACUUGUCUUGUAGUUGCUGUGCUUAUAUCAACUUGUCUUGUAGUUACUGUGCUUAUAUCAACUUGUCUUGUAGUUACUGUGCUUAUAUCAACUUGUCUUGUAGUUACUGUGCUUAUAUCAACUUGUUUUGUAGUUACUGGGCUUAUAUCAACUAGUCUUGUAGUUACUGUGCUUAUAUCAACUUGUUGUGUAGUUACUGGGCUUAUAUCAACUAGUCUUGUAGUUACUGGGCUUAUAUAACUUGUCUUGUAGUUACUGUGCUUAUAUCAACUUGUUUUGUAGUUACUGGGCUUAUAUUAACUUGUCUUAUAGUUACUGGGCUUAUAUCAACUUGUCUUAUAGUUACUGGGCUUAUAUCAACUUGUCUUAUAGUUACUGGGCUUAUAUCAACUUGUCUUAUAGUUACUGGGCUUAUAUCAACUUGUCUUAUAGUUACUGGGCUUAUAUCAAGUUGUUUUAUAGUUACUGGGCUUAUAUCAACUUGUCUUAUAGUUACUGUGCUUAUAUCAACUUGUCUUAUAGUUACUGGGCUUAUAUCAACUUGUCUUAUAGUUACUGGGCUUAUAUCAACUUGUCUUAUAGUUACUGGGCUUAUAUCAACUUGUCUUAUAGUUACUGUGCUUAUAUCAACUUGUCUUAUAGUUACUGUGCUUAUAUCAACUUGUUUUAUAGUUACUGGGCUUAUAUCAACUUGUUCUUUAGUUGCUGGGUUCUGUUGUGCACAUCCCUGACUAAUUAAUUUUUGUCCAGAUGAAACAAAUGGAUGCCUUGAAAAAGAUGGAUGAGACAGACGGGUUGUCUGAGAAAGACCGUACAGAAAUUAUCGUAAGUUGUUACAGCAAUGCUUGCACUGGAAUGUCAAUGUUUUUAGUUUAGCUUAAUUUAUAUUACAGCAUUUUUACUUGCUUUCUUUAGGGGUGAUUACUGUAUCACGUUAAUGUACUUUGAUAUUUUAUUUAGACCAUGAACAGUUCACUGAAAGCGAUGGAGCAGGACUUGAAGAAAAAAGAUCAAGAAUUGCACAGAAGUCAGAACAUUUCGGCCAGACAUCAUAGCAGUGAAACAUCACCAAGAGAUGACCAGAGACCUGAUGAUGACAAGCAAAAUGUUUCAUCGAGUACAAGGAGGGGCCAACCGUUGCUUGGUGCUGAAAGUAAUGGUGAUGUGCUGAAGGCUGAUGCUGAACUUAGCGGCGAGUCGGAGAUGAAACUGAACGGAAAAGAUGGUGAUGAGUGUGUUGUGUACGUCAGUGAAGUGAAAGAGAGAGUUGUGAAAAAACUGGACUAUUCUCAGCAGUCCGACACAGGUUGGUGAAAUUGGCAUAUCUUAGAUUGUGUGCCCUGUGAAAUGAUUGUGUGCCCUGUGUCAUGAUUGUGUACCCUGUGACAUGAUUGUGUGCCCUGUGACAUGAUUGUGUGCCCUGUGACAUGAUUGUGUGCCCUGUGACAUGAUUGUGUGCUCUGUGACAUGCAUGAGCUAGAUGCAGUUGUCUGACACAUGUUGGUGACAUUUGCUUAUCUUAUAUUGUGUACUCUGUGACAUGAUUGUCAAAAUGUGACAAAAUGCUCUAUUACUCGAGUCCAGCAUCUUUGAGUAUUUCCUGGCAAUGUUUUUCAAUGGUAUCGAUGGUUCUCUGCAACACUGUCUAUCAAUGAAUACCCAGCCACACCGCGAAUAUUCUAACACAAACACUUUAUGAAUGACUAGGGUUCUUCUUUAUGCCAUUUAUCUGUCACGCAGGUUCACCUGGUUACAGUAUCUCCUUAUCACUACACAGACUGUCCAAAUACACUGGAGCUAUCAGUCAAGAAUGUCUCAUGACCAUCUCCUGAAUCAACUCUCUCUCUUGCCACACUCUCGAUCUCACGCCUUGUAUCCACACACUUGUUCAUUAUUCUGUUCCUGUCAUCCAGUGAUCAUUCAGACACUCUCACGACACAACUCAUGAACACAAACAGUGUUCGUACAAACAACAGUUAUUCUCAUUUCCUUGACAUCCAGAUCAGCACAUUUAGUAUCAAAUGGAAAGUGUUCACAUCUUCACUGUUGUUAAAUUAUUCUGGUACUUACCACUUGAAAACCUGCCAUCUUCUUCAUAUAUUAUGGAAUGGAUUAAUUGAGGAUUUAUCAAGUUUGAAAUAAAUCAAAAGCCCCUUUUUUCUAAUUUUGGCCUUGUAACAUUACGCCCAUCAAGUUACAUAGAAAUUUCACAAACCAACAAACAGAAGUAUCUUUUUACUUGUAUAUCAUGUUUUAAAAAUCUCAUUUGUAAAAAAUUCAUGUCCAAGACCGAAAAAUAAUUUCAUUCAGAAAUGAAUGUUCCCUCCUGUUGCAUCAACAGAUUCAAUCAUUCUCCAUUGAGAUUAAAUAAAGGACACAUUCAAUCAUGUGGAUAGUUAUUCUCAUGUUGUUUUAAAAUUUCAGAAAGCAACGCCUCAAGUAGGAAGGUUUCGUCCAGAGUUUCUAGGGACAACCUCAGCGGCAGUGCAUCAACAGAGGCUGUCGUCAGCAGAGACAGGCCAAAGGGAGGUAACAGGGACGUCAUGUCCUCACCACCUCAACACUCUGACGCAUCCACCAGCGUCUCAUACAGUCACCUACCAAGGUGGGUCAUUAUUAUCGGUGGUAGUCCAGCUGUAAGUCUCCCGUGUUUGUCCAUCUGGGACCAAUGCGAUUCUGUUCAAAUUUAAUGCCAUCCAAUCAAAAUCAAACAGCAGAAACACUUUUCAUGUUAAUCUCUGAGCUCCUCAUUGAAGAACACUUUUCAUGCUAAUCUCUGAGCUCCUCAUUGAAGAACAUUUUUCAUGCUAAUCUCUGAGCUCCUCAUUGAAGAACAUUUUUCAUGCUAAUCUCUGAGCUCCUCAUUGAAGAACAUUUUUCAUGCAAAUCUCUGAGCUCCUCAUUGAAGAACAUUUUUCAUGCUAAUCUCUGAGCUCCUCAUUGAAGAACAUUUUUCAUGCUAAUCUCUGAGCUCCUCAUUGAAGAACAUUUUUCAUGCUAAUCUCUGAGCUCCUCAUUGAAGAACAUUUUUCAUGCUAAUCUCUGAGCUCCUCAUUAAAGAACAUUUUUCAUGCUAAUCUCUGAGCUCCUCAUUGAAGAACAUUUUUCAAAGUGUAUCUGACAUGGAUUUUUUUUUUGUGUGUAGUUGUUUAUGAUGGUUUAGCUUGACGUCUAUUAAUAGGAGAAGAUUACAUCCUGACAGCCGUGUCCUCAACAUAGCAUCUUAUUCUGUGUCUGAGUCUGUUUUGUAAAAAUCAUGAAAAGUUAUUUUUAGAUCUUGACCUAUUGAUCACAUUAUAAUUAGAUAAUGUAUUGUAAUAGUUGUAUUGAAUUUUUAAAAUUAGUUUUAUCAAGGGCUUAUCAAGGAGGGACUUCUUUGAGUGUCUUGCCAAUGUGACAGUUUAUAUGAAUAUAUAGGAGGAUCAAAAUAAUGUUUUGUUGAAAGACUUCAUGUCAGCAAACACAAUACAAAAAAUAUGAUAGAAAUUUGAACAUCUCACAAUGACAUUAGAACUUGAACAUCACACAAGGACAUUAAGAUUUGAACAUCACACAAGGACAUUAAGAUUUGAACAUCACAAAAUGACAUUAAGACAUGAACAUCACACAAUGACAUUAAGAUUUGAACAUCACACAAGGACAUUAAGAUUUGAACAUCACACAAGGACAUUAAGAUUUGAACAUCACACAAUGACAUUAAGACAUGAACAUCACACAAUGACAUUAAGAUUUGAACAUAACACAAAGACAUCAAGACUUGAACAUCACACAAGGACAUUAAAAGCCAUUACUGACUGAUUCUUGAUGAUUUAUUCAAUGGGUGCCUGUUUUGGUGUGGAGAUUAUUUGUGCAGCUUUUUCUAUGUGUUUUGUGUUUCUUUCGUAUGUGGGUAUGCGAAAUGACCUUGCAUUUUGCUAGUAAGUGAGACCACAGGAAGAAAGAAGAAAGGAAGCAAGCACAAUGUUCAAUAAAGAACCAUUUUUCUUAUAGCUCAUUGAUUUGAUGAAAUGAUUAAAUCCAAGUGGUAGUUCAUAACACUGCGCACUAAGAAAAGUCGCCAAAACUAUUGUGAAUUUCUAUUCCACAUGAUUGACCAGGUAUCACAAGCACACCACAGAAACUGACUGGAAAGUUUGUAGGUCAAAGAGUACAAGGUCGGUUGUCAGUAAUACAAAAGAGAAGCAUGUGCCUUCAAGAACUUAUAACUCAAUCGGGUAAGAAGAUCAAAUAUGUAGGUCCUGCAGAUUCUAAGUAGCUCAGACACUAUACAUUUUUUUUUUAUUUUAAGCUAUGAUUCUGGUUUCAGCUGCUCUUAUUGAUACGUAAUAGCCUAGGCACUAGGCAUUGUGAGCAGGCUGAAUACUUAAGAAAACUUUAAUUUUUUUUUUUUUUUAGUUUUUAAACUAAGAUUUAGCGGGGGGGGGGGUUAUUUUUUUUUUUUUUAGUUUUUAAAAUAAGAUUUUGGGGGGGGGGGGGGGUAAUUUGUCUACAGAAUGGCUGACAAAUGAAUGAGAGGUAUAAUGGGACAAGAGUUGCAGAGAAGAUCCACUAUGCUGACAUGAUGUCAGUAUAUCCAGUAGGCUGGCUGGUGAGAUCAUAUCUCAGAAUGAGCCAAUGGGAUUUAUUAACAACCCAUGUGCAUAAAUUGUUUAUUGUCAUCGCUAGCUUAAACUAAAUGAAUUACGGUACUGAAAUUACCUGUUUAAAAUUAAAUAAAUGAAGACAAAAUUUAUGUCAAAAAUUUCUCUCUUAAUUAUUGUUGUUUACUAGCUGUUAAUUCAAGUUCAAAAUUUAACAAAAUCAAUUUAUAUAUUCUAAUCUUUAAGAUCUAUUUCUCCUGCCAUGUGUAAUGAAAUGUGUAUUGAAAUGUAUAGUUAAAUGUGCAGUUAAAUGUGUAGUAAAAUUUGUAUUGAAAUGUGUAAAAUUAACAACAACCAGCCCCCUGCAAUCAGUCCUCUUCAACAAGUCACCUCUAACCAGCCCCCUCCAACUAGCCCCAUGAAACCAGCUCCCUGCAAGCAGCCGCCUCCAACCAACCUGCCCCAGCAACCAGCCCCCUCCAACCAACCUGCCCCAGCAACCAGCCUCCUCCAACCAACCUGCCCCAGCAACCAGCCCCCGCCAACCAACCUUGCCCCUGCAACCAGCCCCCUCCAAUCAGCCCCCUCUAACCAGCCCCCUCCAACCAACCUGCCCCAGAAACCAGCCCCCUCCAGACAGUCCCCUCUAACCAGCCCUCCUUCCCUGCAACCAGCCCCCUCCAACCAGUCCCCUCCAACCAGCCCCCCUCUAACCAGUCUCCUCCAACCAGUCCCCUCCAACCAACCAGCCCCCUUCCAACCAACCAGGCCCAUCUAACCAGCUCCAAAUAACCAGCCUCUGCCCUCACCAAACCUCAAAACUUUUUUUCCCUUUGAUUCUUCCAACAGAGAAAUAACUCUGUCUGUGCUGGACAUCAUUAACGCAAUGGAUGACCCUCAUCAAAUUUCUCCUGUCAAAGAUAUUAUUAAGACAGACGGAAACAAGAUCCAUGAUGACAUACACAAGAUUUAUGAUGACAGACAUGAUAUCCACGAUGACACACACAAGAUCUAUGAUGACAGACAAGAUAUCCAUGAUGACAAACACAAGAGCUAUGAUGACAUACAAGAUACCCAUGAUGACAAACACAAGAUCUAUGAUGACAGAUAUGGUAUCCAUGAUGACAGACACAAGAUCUAUGAUGACAGAUAUGAUAUCCAUGAUGACAGACACAAGAUCUAUGAUGACAGAUAUGAUAUCCAUGAUGACAGACACAAGGUCUGUGAAGACACCAGUGACUUGGACAGCAGACACACCUGCAAUAUCAAGCACAAAUCUGAGCCCAACAUCAAUCUCAGCAACUGUUCACAACAAUCUUCGUCAUUGUUACAUAUCUCUAGGUCAUCGGUUCAUCAAAAUCAUGCGCGUGACGGCGUCCAUUCUGAGCUGCCACCAACAAAAAAGCCAAGUGUAAAAUCUGGUCAAAUAAAUCAUUCAAUGCCACCAGCAGACGCAGACCCACACUUGAGCUUGUUUGUGCUGAGGAGAAAUUUGUCAGAAAUUUCCCCGAGACCAAUCGCCAAGUGUAGAAAAAUUAAUACUGACAAAGACAGAGGCUUAAGGGGGAUUAAGUCUGAUGAUGAGGACGGCAGCAGUGGCAGACAGCUGAGUGAGCAUCAUGACUUUGAAACACUGGACAGAGUUAUGUCCCCUCAUGGUGUUCACCGCGUGACGUCCAGGGAUGAUUUUCAGGGCUUAGACAUCAUGCUUCAAACUAUUGAUGCCAUUGAUGACGGAAGGCCGGGCUUGCUUGACGGCAAUGAUGAGGUUUGUUUGUCAGACCUUGAGGAGAGUAAAAUUCUAGAGGAAGUGUUUUUCAUUUGACGUGCGAUUUGUUUUGGAACUUCCUAGGAAUAAAGUGAAUUCUGCAACUGAAAAGGCACUCAGGUCAGGGGUGUAAGAGAUUUCAUGGGCUGGUUGCACAAUUUGAAAGAAUGGUUCAAGGGACAUUUCAAGAGUUGGUUGCACAAUGUGAAACAAUGGUUCAAAGGACAUUUCAAGAGCUGGUUGCACAAUGUGAAACAAUGGUUCAAGGGACAUUUCAAGAGCUGGUUGCACAAUGUGAAACAAUGGUUCAAGGGACAUUUCAAGAGCUUAGACAGUUGAACCAUUCUUUCCAAUUCAUUGGUUGUAGUUGUUUGUGUGCAGUACAAAGUGAUCCAAACAGCCAACUGUUAUAUCUCAAUCUGCUCCACUUUAACCUUUACAAAAAGGUUUUCAACAUAUUUUGAAGCUGCUUCAUUUAAUGAACAUUUCAUUUGUCUUUUUUUCUUUUUGUGCGUUGAGUGAUGCAUUGGUGUCAGAAAUUGCAUUAAGCUGUGCUGGGGUUAAGUGAUGCAUUGGUGUCAGAAGUUGCAUUAAGCUGUGCUGGGGUUCAAUUUGUAACAAAACAAAUUAGCAAGUUGUGCUUUAUUUUGAAAUGUAAGAGUGAUCUGUCCACUGC